AUGUCUGGAAAAUAUUCUGUCGAAGAUCUCUUGAAGUUGCGAGCAUCACCGCUAAUAUGUAAACCUCCGAAUCUACCACCAAUAGAGGAAUGGAUGGGUGCACAAGAACUGAGUGGCAGGAGGCCUAUAGCUCGAGGAAUCAAAGAAGAACAGCUCGUCCAAAAUGAACCCUUUCAAAAAAGACCGACCAUAAUUGACGCCCAGCGUCGAACAGCUACCGAUCCCGACCGCAUAGUUCUCGGUCCUCCUCGCCGAUCGUUCGCUUCUAAUGCCCGCGUCGCCAGCAAGUCGCAAGAUCUAGGAGAUGAAUCCGGAAACAACAAAGACCGAUCAACAUUGAAUGAUAAAUCCAGAAAUGGGGACGAGUCCGAGUUCCGGCAUCAUGAGCGGAGACAUACUCAAACAAAUGGUCGUUACGGUAAUCGUCAAGAGACCGAAGAUCCAGAGACCGAAGGUCGUCGUGACUAUGACCGCAGGCCGAAAUGGGCAGGGAGAGACAGGAACGAUCAAGACCUAGACCACGAUCAGACUCAGGAAGAUUCGACACGAGGCUUCAGGAGGGACACACAGUCGAGGGCGAAGCUGUCGCAGUCAUGGUUUAAAAAGGACAGUGGAGAUGCCGAGGACGACAAGACACCUGACUGGCGUCGAGAUCGCGGUAGAGACCGUGACUGGGACAGGGAUCGCGGUGUCAAAGUGGAAGCGGAACCCGAAUGGAUGGACUCGACAGAACCAGAAGAACCGUUCCAAGCGCGUACACAAGAGGACUUCCAACGCUGGAAAGAACGUAUGAAAGCAGGCAGCGCAGCACCUCCUGAGAAAAUCGAUACAGCUCCUAUCAGUCCGCCAGCGGAGGAGAAACCAGCGAAGAGGGUCGUUUCCGCCGAGCCAGAUGACUCAAUGGACAAAUUCUUCGCCAGAUUCGAAUCCAAGGCGACUGAACAGAAGCCCGGACCAACAAAAUCACAUGGCAAAACACGUUUCGCAUCGCUUUUCAGUCCUGCAACGGAGCAAAACAAGCAGAUCGAAUUUCCCGCUCCCGCUCCCGCUCCCGCUCCCGCUCCUGCUCCUGCUCCUGCACAAACAUCCCUCGCCGAAAGACCUUCAUCUGCCCAGGCGACAGGCUCAGUGACGGAUGCUGACCAAGCUGGAUUCGCUCGUAUUCUCGAAAUGUUGCAGACACGAAGUAACAACCCCACUCCUCAAAACCAGGAGGGAGUAAAACCGAGGACACCACUAUAUGCAAGGGCAACCGAGCAGAAGGCCGAACCUGAAGCGAAGCCUCCCAUGCCCGAACUCUUCCAAUUAUUGGGCGGCCAGCUUGGAGCUCAAUCGCAACAACCUGAGCAAAUCCAACCAGCUGCAUCUCAGGAAAGAUAUACAGAGAGCAGAUCUCCGAGCGAACUAUCGCACACACGACAGCAGUCCAGCAUUACCAAAGAUGAAGUUCUUUUGACUUUACUACGUCAAGCCAGCCUGGCGCCAAAGCCCCAACCACCACCGCCUACUCCUGGAGGAGGAAUGUUUGGACUGCCACCAGAGCCCAGCAAUCGUGCCGCGCAGCCAAGAGGGCCGGUCAUUUCGCCAGUUCAGUCACAACAAGAUCCGAUAAUGAUACAGCGAAGAGAGCCAAGAGGGCCAAUAUUCGACGAGUCACCAGUUUCCAUGUAUCAAAACGAACCUCCACAGCGCGAACCACCACCCGGUAGGAGGCCCACCAACGGUACCCAGCCCAUGUAUACGGACGCUCCACUGAUGGCGCUUCUGCGUGGCCAAGCACCUCCGCAAAGACAAAUACAGCCUCCUCAACCACCUCAAGCACUUCCUCCUGGUCUUCAACGACCUCCUGGACUGGAUCAGAUGCAGCGACAGAACCCAAGCUGGCCUCCGCAGCAGCCUCAGCAGCCACAACAACCACCACAGCCUUCACGCCAGCCGUCACUCCCACCUGGCUUGUCCAACCUUCCUCGAGGGAUGUCAGGGGCACCGUAUGCUGGACAGCAAAUGCCGAAUCAAUCGACUCUACCGCAGCAGCCGCGCCCACAGCAGCCCCAGCCACAACGAAAAUACACGGCAGAAUCUUCUGGAAUGCCUCCGAACCUUCCUCCCGGUAUGUAUCCUCCUCCAGGCUUCAUGAAUGCUGGUCCUCCACCAGGCUUUCCAGGCGGAAUGGCAAAUCAUCCCGCGGCCAGGUUUGGGGGUGAUCCGGCAGCGCAACAACGAGCUUUCAUGGAAAUGUACGGCGAAGUUGGCGGUAGAGGGUUAGGACUAAGAGGUGGUGCGGGCGGUUCUGGAAUCCCGCCGUACCGGUGA
Messenger RNA from Fonsecaea multimorphosa CBS 102226, 2313 nucleotides. RefSeq lists its product as uncharacterized. The record is from RefSeq and is a predicted model, not a curated record. Bases 1 to 2313 code for a protein of 770 amino acids. NCBI's taxonomy places the organism in Eukaryota, Fungi, Ascomycota, Eurotiomycetes, Chaetothyriales, Herpotrichiellaceae. The transcript is spliced from 3 exons.